Molecule: messenger RNA, 2450 nt
Organism: Pyrgilauda ruficollis (rufous-necked snowfinch)
Lineage: Eukaryota; Metazoa; Chordata; Aves; Passeriformes; Passeridae
Gene: ECM2
Product: extracellular matrix protein 2
Exons: 10
Coding region: 228-2246 (672 amino acids)
Biological process (GO): extracellular matrix organization; positive regulation of cell-substrate adhesion
Cellular component (GO): extracellular matrix
Molecular function (GO): collagen V binding; protein binding; heparin binding
Source: RefSeq, a predicted model, not a curated record
AGCUGAGGCUCUGCACACAGAACUCAGCCCCGGCUCCCCAGGGGAAGGAGCUAUUCCAGACUUAACUAAGGAAUCAUCUCACAUGUUUCAACAAUCCCUACAGUUUCUCUGUUUGUUUUAAAGAUAUCACUGAGAUUUUGUUUCAUUUGCAACGGGAGACUAAAUGGCAGCAAGCAGAAUCUGCUGUUAGGUUAGAUUACAAGGGCACUCUGUGGGACCCAUAGACGAUGCAGGCACCAUCGCUGCUCUGUUAUUUCCUGCUGCUCUGGCUGUGCAGGGAUUUGUGCCCAGCUGAAGGCGGCACUGGCAGGAGGCAGAGGAGGAGGAUGCCCCCCAGGGGGCUGGGGGGGAGCCCCUGGGCAGGGCACAGGAGCCCCAGGGCGGCCGGGAUGGGGCCCAGGAUCCCGCUCAUCACCAUCGACGGCAGCGUCAUGGGCGUCUUUGACUCCCUGGUGGGGCUGGGGCAACACGAGAGCGCCUACAGUGUCUUACCAGGGAAGAAGGGGCAGUGCACAGCUAACGGGAUGAUCAUGUUUGACAAAGCCGUGUGGUCUCCCCAGCCCUGCGUCACCUGUCUGUGCUCCCAGGGAGAGGUGAUCUGUGACACAGCCAUGUGUCACCCUCUGAAAUGUCCCCAGACCAUCAUUCCUGCAGGAGAGUGCUGCCCAGUGUGUUCUGAGACUGUCUCCUCACUGGACUCCAGCAUAAUUUCACUGGAUGAUGUCAGUGAGUUGUCUGGUGACUCCCCAGACCCCAAGGACCUCGACACCACCAGUGUUCUGCCAUCAGCAGGAACUCAAAUGGAAAAGGAGGAGCUGCUUCCAACAAAAGUGAUAGAGGUUAGAGACAAGAAGGGUCACAAAAAAGGGGAGAAGAAAAGAAAAAGGAAAGGCAAAACGAAUCGCCAGAGGCACAAAGGGCGUCACAGAGAGAAGCUGCCUGUCCCCAGGACGGGAGCUGCAGGAGAUGUGCAGUAUGACAGUGAUGAAGAUGAUGGUGCUUUCAGAAUUCCAUCUCAUUUCCCAAUUCCUGUUCCACCCAUAGAAGCUCCUCCUUUGCCAUCUGGAUGUUCCACCUCGGACACCACAGUAAGCUGCAUUAAUGCCAAACUUACACAAAUACCUCCCAUCUCAGAUCCAGACCUAACGAGUUUAGACCUUACAGGAAAUACCAUCACUACUAUCUCAGAUGAAGCUUUCAAUGGGAUACCUAAUUUGGAAUGGAUUGAUCUGAGUAAAAAUAACAUUACCUCUCCUGGCAUAGGUCCCAAAGCAUUCAAAAUCCUGAAAAAGCUGAAACGUUUGUAUUUGGAUGGAAAUAUGCUGGCACUUAUUCCCUCUGAAUUGCCAUCAACUUUGGAAGAAAUAAAAAUAAAUGACAACCAACUUCAUGCCAUUGAUGAAGAUGGCUUAAAAGAUUUAAAGAACUUGGUCACCCUGGAAUUAGAAGGAAAUAAACUUAGUGAAGCAAAUGUCAGUCCCUUGGCCUUUUAUCCUUUGAAAAGUCUUUCUUAUUUGCGACUGGGAAGAAAUAAAUUUAGAAUUAUACCACAAGGUCUUCCUGCCACUCUUGAGGAGUUAUAUCUUGAACAUAACCAAAUUGAAGAAGUGUCAGAAAUUUGCUUUAACCACACCAGAAACAUCAACAUCAUUGGGCUAAAGCAUAACAAAUUAGAAGAGCACAGGAUAGCACCUUUGGCUUGGAUAAACCAAGAGAACUUGGAGUCAAUCGAUCUCUCUUAUAAUAAGUUGUAUCAUGUUCCCUCCUACCUGCCAAAAUCUUUACUCCAUCUGGUACUCAUAGGAAAUCAGAUUGAGAGAAUUCCAGGCUAUGUGUUUGGCCACAUGAGGCCUGGGCUGGAGUAUCUCUACCUGUCCUUUAACAAGCUCACUGAUGAUGGCAUUGACCCAGUGUCAUUUUUUGGAGCUUACCACUCCCUGAGGGAGCUCUUUUUGGAUCACAAUGAAUUGAAGGCUGUACCCUUUGGGAUUGAUGAAAUGAGAAAACUACGUUUUCUAAGACUGAACAAUAAUAAAAUAAGGACGGUGCCCCCAGAACGCAUCUGCAGGACUCAGAGCCACCACGAGGAUGAGCACGACCACAGUGAGGAGGAGCAUGAGGAUUCCCACCUGGAACAUGUUCACCUUGAAAACAACUACAUCAACACAAGGCAGCUCUCCCCACAUUCAUUUUCAUGCAUAAGAUCCUAUUGCAGCGUUGUUCUUAAACCACAGAAGACCAAAUAAACGCCCCAAUUCUGCAUUGCAACACCCAUCUCUAGAAAUGCAGUUUUAUUUAUUCUCUCUACUCACUGGUCUGCUUAUUUCUGAUUUAAACAUUUCCUACUACCAUAAAUAUGAUACUGUAUAUUAUCUACUGAAGUAAGGUACCAGUGUGUUUCUUCAUAUUGUUUCAUUAUAAAACCAUUAAAUGUAAAAAUUGAAGCUCAA